Molecule: messenger RNA, 345 nt
Organism: Nematocida ausubeli
Lineage: Eukaryota; Fungi; Microsporidia
Exons: 1
Coding region: 1-345 (114 amino acids)
Source: RefSeq, a predicted model, not a curated record
AUGGAGUGUCCGUAUGUUGUACUGGGCGUUUCAAAAGAGUCCUCGCAAAAAGAAAUUAAAAGAGCAUACAUACAGGGAGUAAAAAAGACCCACCCAGACAUGACACGGCAUGACACAGAUGCCGAGUUUAUUCGAAUAAAGGAGGCAUAUGCAAAGAUUCUCGUUACCCCUCACAUCCAGCAGACAAAUGUUGACUGGGACAGCCUUCCAUACUUGGUUGUUGAAAUAAGUAAUGCCAAGGAUGUAAAAUGCCGGUGUGGAACUAUCUACACAGAUACCGAUCAGAUUGGCCCUGUGGAGUGCAUGACGUGCUCCCACUACAUUGAGAUUAUACCAGAUGCAUAG